CAAGCCUCCACACCUUCUCACAAUCAUCGAAAUACGUCAAAAUGUCUGGUCACUGCCAUGAAGAUCACGACCACUCAGGUCACGGCCACGAUCAUGCCGGACAUGAUCACUCAGAUGACAUAACGCCCGCUUUGCAAUACUCGCUGUACCAACACAUCAGCUUCGACGACAUCACCACCAGCAACGAAUCCGAGCCGCACUCCGGAAAGGCGAUUAUAAAAAAAACAUGGGCCGAGCGACUGGAAGCUGAACCGGAGCUAGAGAGUGACGCCGACGAGCAACUAUUGAUGCACAUUCCCUUUACAGGCCAAGUCAAGCUCCACUCGAUUCUAGUCCGCACCUCCAACUCCUCUUCAGCUCCCCAAACUCUCAAAGUCUUCAUCAACCGCGACGACAUCGACUUCUCACUCGCAAAUGACCUAGCCCCAACCCAAGAUUUCUCCCUCUCCCAGACCUCCGAGAUCCAAGACAUCCCUGUCAAAAGAGCUCUCUUUGGCAAGGUGCAGAGUCUGACGUUAUUUGUGGAGGACAACUAUGGAGACGAUGUGACGAGGAUUAGUUAUCUGGGGUUCAAGGGCGAUUGGAUGCAGUUGGGAAAAGCGCCUACGAAUAUUCUGUAUGAGGCUGCUGCGAACCCGGCGGACCAUGCAUUAAAGGGUACGAAUGUUAAUCAGAUGGGGAGCAGUCUUGGGGGUGGACAUUGAAACUAGUGGUCCUUGAACAAUGACUGGGAGAUAGGCAGUUGACUAGGCAAAAGGUCCAGGCAUAGUAAGUACAUUUAGCUGUUGGCUUACAUAUGUGACUUUGAUGGCGUUUCCGGAAAUGGAUCAGGCGAGUGAAGG
Molecule: messenger RNA, 842 nt
Organism: Hyaloscypha bicolor E
Lineage: Eukaryota; Fungi; Ascomycota; Leotiomycetes; Helotiales; Hyaloscyphaceae
Product: DUF1000-domain-containing protein
Exons: 2
Coding region: 42-704 (220 amino acids)
Cellular component (GO): nucleus
Source: RefSeq, a predicted model, not a curated record